UAACGAUUCACCGAUCCUCCACGUUAACGCAUUUACAACCACUAGGACAAAGGAGGUACGUAGACAGCGUCAGGCUUUAUAUCGACGCAUCAAGUAUUUAAAUAACCAAGAAACGAAAUAUUAUUAUAAUAUUUGAAACAUCGAUCGUGAAAUAUUCCAAAAUGCUACGAGGCUCCCUCGUUCUACUCAUUGUAUCAACACUGGAGUUGGUGCUCUCACAAGCCCCCGUAGACCUCUGCAAUGGUGCCAUAGACGUGGACGGAACCAGCUACAAAAGUCACGAGGAGUGCGACAAAUUCAUUGAAUGCAGCUAUGAUGCCACGGGGAAGCAGUAUGGCUGGGUGAGGCAGUGUUCCUUCGGCACCUACUGGAACAUGGACCUGCUCACGUGCGUGGCGGUGGACAAGGCGGCGUGCACGAGGGACCGGUGUGCCGGCAAGCCGGACGGGGAAAUAUAUCCGGCGGCGAACAACUGUCGUGGGUUCUGGCAGUGCGCGGGAGGUAAGUCACAGCCACAGUGCUGUGCACUGGACCAGAUGUUUGACACAGCCUUAUCGGCGUGCGUUGCAGACAAACAAAAGACAUGUAAAAGUACGUCGUGUUUUCCACGCUUUGUAGUGCCAACAAUUUGUGACAAGGAGGCGAUUCCUGGCAAACCGGGCUUUUACAACGAAGUGGUCUCAGGUUGGGGAAAGAUGGAGCGUCCGUGUGCUCCCGGAACUGGGUUUCACCAAGAGUCUUGCCACUGCCUAAAUGCCGUUGAGCUUAGUAAGGUCGUUCGUCCGUGUAAACCAGAAAUCUACCUUCCUUUUACCACCAACCAUAUGGAUGAAUCCGGAAAUGAGUUCCAUGUGAAAAAUACGAACGUCGUGGUUAGCAAUGGUAUGGCUUAUUUUGACGGAAACACCAGUCAUCUUGAGAUACCACGCUUCACGAACAUCCAGCACGGCACAACCAUCGUGAUAAACGUGAAAUAUCAGUCUAACCAUAACGUUAUACAGGGCAUGUCUCAGGCUAUUGUGGGUAACAAUGGUUGCAGCAACAUACCCACGCUGCUCAUUGCCGAGGACUCCUCGAACGUAUACAUUGGCGUGGGUACGGACAACAAGACGUUCGCGUACACUGACCUGCCACAGUUUGGUCAGGACGGAGAAACACGUGAAAUCAUGUAUAAGUUUGCCAAUGGUACGCUCUACGGGCGGAUGAGCGCUCCAACUGGCCAGAUGUCGGAAAAUUCUGUCGCCGCUCCUGGAAAUUUUCGACAGGCCCGUUGCGCUCUGCAGGUCGGAUUCGCUGACGACUUGGUGCCGUUUAAGGGCUGGAUAGACGAGCUGACAGUGUACCUUUGUGACCCUGCGCCGACAUCAGCUUAAAAUUCAGCGCAUCGCUUUUGACUUUGUUUAAAAUAUAUUUGCUUAUAUAAUAAUGAAUGUUUUAUUUAAAAUAACAUUAAAAAUGCAAAUCUAUCACGAUGCAAUUAAAGUACUCUGUCAAAUGAGAAGUCUUAUCUAUUUCGUCGUUUUUUUCUGCCUACUUUAGCAUUGUUCAAUUUAUAAUGUAGCCAUGUUUCAUUAGGAAUACGUAUUUCAUUGUGUGUUUUUUCGUAUUUUAGGCAUUUGACAUUUUAAAUAUCCGUUUUCAAUUCAGUUCAUGAAACAUUUAUAUUUUUAAUAAGAUGGCUAUUGUAUAAAUGUCAUCAUAAAUGAGCCUAUUUGAAUUUGUCUUAAGUUAUUACCAUGUUGUUAGUAGUGUUUUUGUUUGAUUUAUUGUAAUUUUAAGCCUUAAAGAUGAUUGAAAUCCUGUAUUGCACAUAAACAGUAAAUACGUCAUUUCAAAGUCGUUCAUCGGCAUGUGCAUUGUAAUAAAUUUGACAGUGUG
Molecule: messenger RNA, 1878 nt
Organism: Mya arenaria
Lineage: Eukaryota; Metazoa; Mollusca; Bivalvia; Myida; Myidae
Product: protein PIF-like
Exons: 2
Coding region: 162-1373 (403 amino acids)
Cellular component (GO): extracellular region
Molecular function (GO): chitin binding
Source: RefSeq, a predicted model, not a curated record